This is a messenger RNA of Coregonus clupeaformis (lake whitefish), 906 nucleotides long. Its product is annotated as 39S ribosomal protein L41, mitochondrial. Gene Ontology annotation, molecular function: structural constituent of ribosome. The transcript is spliced from 2 exons. The record is from RefSeq and is a predicted model, not a curated record. Gene Ontology annotation, biological process: translation. Gene Ontology annotation, cellular component: mitochondrial large ribosomal subunit. The coding region runs from base 339 to 746 and encodes 135 amino acids. Lineage: Eukaryota; Metazoa; Chordata; Actinopteri; Salmoniformes; Salmonidae.
AGUCAUGUAGCUAGUGCCUGUCGUGGUUUUUACUCAAAUGUUAAUCAAGCUAGCUUGCUACUUCAACAAUGAAUGUCCGUACAGCUGUUUAGAAACCGAGAGUGUGUUGAUGACCCAUGUGUUUUGCUAGCUACGGUAGCUAGCUAACUAACGCGUGCUAUCAAAAUACAUGGGACAAAAACCAUCUAACUAACGUUAGUUAUAACAGCUAGCAACGAAACUAUGCAUAGAGGACAAUGUUCAGACGUUUUUUCAAUUAUUAGCCAUUUCUUCAGGAAGAAUCACAACAUCGAACAUGUGAUUUGCCGUCCAGCUCGAGACCAAAACUCUUCGAUGCGAUGGGUGUAUUGAGUGCUCUUCGAAGGGGCCUUGUGAGAGGAGCAGAUCGAAUGGCUGAAUUCACCAGCAAGCGUGGCUCAAGGACUCACUACAAAGGCAGAGGGGCACAGCCAACAGGAGUACUGACCUCCAGCAGAAAAUUUGUUCCAGUACAGGCAAUGAUCCCUCAGUUUGUGGUGCCAGACUUGGAGGGAUUCAAACUCAAGCCCUACGUGUCGUACCGCACCCCGGCUGGAACAGAGCCCGCUGUCACCCCUGAGGGUCUGUUCUCUGAAACUGUGGCCCCACAGAUCCAGAAAGACUUUGAGGAAGGCUGCUUUGAUAAGGAACAGCUGGAGAAAUACGGGUUUGAACCCACACAGGAAGGAAAGUUAUUCAAACUCUACCCCAAGAACUUUAUACGAUAAGUAGGCCACCCAAUCUGAUCCAUCUGGAAGUCUCUUAGCUUUAAGGAUAAUUUUGUUUGUGUUGGGAGGUCAAGACGUUGUUUUACUGGACCCUGGUGUAUUGUGAAUGUGCUUGCUGAAAGUACUAGUAUUUGCUCUUCUAAUUAAAACAUGUAUAUUA